Molecule: messenger RNA, 4695 nt
Organism: Girardinichthys multiradiatus
Lineage: Eukaryota; Metazoa; Chordata; Actinopteri; Cyprinodontiformes; Goodeidae
Gene: six4a
Product: SIX homeobox 4a
Exons: 3
Coding region: 285-2339 (684 amino acids)
Biological process (GO): regulation of transcription by RNA polymerase II
Cellular component (GO): nucleus; transcription regulator complex
Molecular function (GO): RNA polymerase II cis-regulatory region sequence-specific DNA binding; DNA-binding transcription factor activity, RNA polymerase II-specific
Source: RefSeq, a predicted model, not a curated record
CUUCAUGACGGACAGCUGAAAGCCAAACAUUCGCGCAUCAAUUGCCCUUGCUCCUCCCUCAUGGGGCCCUCAGCGGCCAAUGGCGUGGCUCUCCUUCAGAUAGACCCCAGCGUAUCUCCCUUCAGCCCCAGUCCCCGCAGAGUAAAAGUCACGUUGGGAGGAAGAGGGGAGAGAGAUAUCUGCUUACAGCUGCUGUCAGAUAUCCGAUCGGGUUCGCAUGGCGAGGAGGUAACCUGAUCGAGCGGGGAGGAGUGACUUUGCCAGGGAAGGCUCGAACAAAAAAAAUGUCUUCUUCUUCUGCCGGAGAGGUCACGGCAGUGAAUGACAUCAAGAAGGAAAAUGUGAAAGAGGUGGAUACGCGGGAGAGCAUCAAGCUGUUGGCGCUGGACUCGGCGGAGUUGUCCAUGGAGCGCACGGCUCCCAACGCCGACGCGGUGCGCACGGAGCUGCUGGUAAACGCCGCUUCCUCCCUGGCUUUCUCCCCAGAGCAAGUGGCGUGCGUAUGCGAGGCGCUGCAGCAGGGGGGCAACGUGGACCGGCUGGCGAGGUUCCUGUGGUCCUUACCCCAGAGCGAUCUGCUCCGCGGCAACGAAAGCAUCCUGAAAGCCCAAGCCCUCGUUGCCUUCCACCAGGCUCGCUAUCAGGAGCUCUACAGUAUUUUGGAGAACCACAGUUUCAGCCCGUCCAACCACACCUUCCUGCAGGAACUGUGGUACAAGGCCCGGUACACGGAGGCGGAGAAGGCGCGGGGGAGACCCCUGGGCGCCGUGGAUAAGUACCGGAUCCGGAGAAAAUACCCGCUCCCCAGGACUAUCUGGGACGGCGAGGAGACGGUUUAUUGUUUCAAGGAGAGGUCCCGGAACGCGCUAAAGGAUCUCUACAACCAGAACAGGUACCCGUCUCCAGCCGAGAAGCGGAAUCUGGCCAAGAUAACUGGACUCUCCUUGACCCAGGUCAGCAACUGGUUCAAAAACAGGCGGCAGAGAGACAGAAACCCGUCGGAAGCGCAGUCCAAAAGUGAGUCUGAUGGAAACCACAGCACAGAGGAUGAGUCCAGUAAGGGACAGGAGGAGCUAUCCCCUCGUCCUCUCUCCAACUCUUCAGACGGAGUCAUAACCCAUGGGAGCCUCCCAGCUCAGACAGGACUUCUGGACGGUGGGGUCAUCAUCCAGCAGAUUGGUGACACCAAGAUGUCCACAGGAUCCAGUGGUGGUGGCGUCUACAACGGCAGCCUGGCAGCCACUAAUACUUCCUCCACCGUGUUUCACAAUGGUGGUUCAUCCUACCUCCACUCACCUGGAAACAUCCUCUUCAACGGGCUCAAUUUGGGUAUCCAGCCUCUGGCUUUCAACCAUCUGAGGAUGCCCGGCGGGGUGCUGCUGGGAGGCUCUGGGGGGGACAUGCACAUGCAGACAGGCCAGGAGAAGGGACUGGGCAGUGCCGAGGAGUCCCUCCUGCAGUACUCCUCCUACUCAGGGUGUGUGAACGGGUCGGAGGUGAAGCUGGAGGGGGUUCACACCAUGGCUGCCCAGAAUGGAGGCUCCCCAGUCCUCACCUUCAGCUCACCGUCAGGAGCCCUGCAGCUCGGCAGCUACAAUCUGGUCCAGGUACCGAGUGGAGUACCGGACCACGAUGGCAGCUCGUUGCUUAACAGUGAUGUAGGUCUUCCUCCUCUACAGCUACCAUCUGCUUCAUCUUCCUCAACAAUUACACAACAAGGCAACAUGUCCCUGAACAGCACAGUGGUGAGCUCCUCCAGUGAAGACUCAUUCCAGCCACAGGACAAGCUCAACAUGGCGUCUCUGCACCACAGCACCGUCCUCUACAGCAUGAGCAACACUGGCCAGCCAGCCAUCAAGAAGGAGCCUCUGGAUGGGAGGAUUUACUCCUCCUACCACUCCGGGCUCCACCUGGACCCCAGCGAUCAGAUCAGCUACACUGCAACCGACUCUGGGCAGAUCUCCUCAAGCCACAGCACCACCUCCGCCACCGAUGCCACCGCUGUCAGCUCGUCCAGCUCUGAGCCGGAGGUCUACACCACCCUCACCGUUAGCACGCCGCUGAUGGCUCAGACGGACCCGGACACCCACCAUCACCUCCAGCCGGCGGAGUACCUCGGCACCCACGAGGUGCACCGAAGGGCCCCUUCCUCACACCUGAUGGGCCCUGGGAUGAAUAGUGACUACAUGAACCUUUCAGAGAGCAAGGCGGACGGCUCGGGGCCCGGGGCGAUGAAUGAGUUGGUGCGGGUAAUGUGUGGGGAGCUGGAGGCUGCAGAGGGAAAGGAGCUAGCCAAACUACAGACUGUGCAGAUGGACGAGGACAUGUCCGACCUUUAACCUCAAACUUCAACAAUCUUUUUACUCUUCUGUGUGUGUGUGUGUGUGUGUGUGUGUGUGUGUCUGUGUGUGUGUUUGUGUGCGUGUGGUUGUGACUUUUUAAGCAUUAAUUUCCUUUAAAUUAUUUGCUUUUAUUUGACUUUUAAGAUGCACUCUAGUCAGAAAGGAGCCAUGUAGAUGGGCUUUUUCAGCUUAUUAUAAAAAAUGUAAUAAUAAAAGAGGCUGUGAUGUGUCUAAAAAAGCCCCCCAUUUGUGAGAAGAAGCAUUGAAACUGCUCUAAGUGAUGAAAAGUAGUCGCUGCAUGAGUUUGAGCCUCGUUUAAAUGAGCAUUUUUAUAGACAGCACCUGCUACUUCCUGUUGAGUGGAUGUGAUCUGCAGAAGCAGGUGCUGGAAUGCCUAGGGUCAUGUGACCGGGAUGUUCCUCCAAACCAAAUGCGUCAUGUGGGUUGAACCAAAAAGGUCACUGUGGAGGGGGAAGAGAAGUUGAACAGCUUUACUGAAGGACUGUAAGCGGCCGGUUAAUAAACACAGAAAAGUUGCUGUUUUAGGAAGAAAAGCGUCCUUCAGGAAGCACUUUAAUUUCUCUGAAAGCUUCUCAAGCCAAAGCAAAGUGCUGCUGUUGUGCUUUAUAACACAUUAUAAACUAUGAUUGUGGAAGAGUGAAGACAAAUUUGCCUUUCUGCGGCUAAAAAUACCCAACAUCAUGGUUCGUUCUGUUUUGGCAUUUGCACUACCACCAUGACAUUACAAUGUUUGGAACAACCACUGUGCUGGAUGGUUUGUCAUGCGUGACACGUCCAGUAGAAAUGCUCACUAUUGCAGCCCUGGCUCCUGUUUCCAGUUCCAUUAUCAACUCAUGACACAGACACAUAAAUUAUGACGUUCUUCGUUCUGAGCUGUUUAUAUAACUGCAGCUCGUAGUAUCAGGGUUCCUACGAAGUCUAAAACAGUCUGGAAAGGUUUGGAAUUUGAUAUUUGUGUUUUCCAGGUCUCCAUAAGUUUGGGAAAAGAAAAUCAGAGUUUGGAACAUAUUUCUAAUUUCUGUCUUUUUCCCUAUCCUAUUGUCUAAAUGUAGUAUCCUUCCUUCUUUGUGUCUUUUCUCCCUUGUGUCUUUUCCUUCCUUCCAUCCUUCCUUCCUUUCUCAAUUCAAUCUUCUGCAUUCCUUGUUUAUUUCCUUCCAUUCCAUACUGUUUUCCAUGCUUUCCUUCCUUAUGUCUUUGCUUCAUGUGUUAGUGAUUUCUUCCUUUCUGCUCUUCCUUGCCUUCAUUUUUUUAUUCUUUGUGCCCUUUGUUCCUUUCUGUACUUCAUUGUCGCCAACCUUACAUCCUUCUUUCAGUCCUUCUACACUUCCUUGCGUCCUUCUUUGGUAUUUUUCCCUUUUUUCCUUUCACAUGUCCUUACUUUCUUUACUUUCUUGUGUCCUUUUCUUCCUUAUUUCCUUCCUUGUGUCCUACUUCACUUCCUCGUUUGUGUCCAUUCUUUACUCUAUUGCAUCCUUCAUCGGUGUCUUCUGUGUUUUCCUUUUUUCCUUGUGUCUGUCCUUCUGUACUUCAUUGUGCCCUUCCUUUCUCUCCUUCUUUUUUCCCAUUGUGUCCUUUGUCCCUUUCUUCCUGUUUCUGAUUUGUCCAGUUUUCAUAAAGAUCACUGUAGAAAAUAAUUUCAUAGUAAUCUUUUGUGUUUUAUAUUUUAAAAUGAAAAUAAAAAACUGAGAACUCUGCAAGGAUGAGCCUGGAAAACUCUUAAAUGUCUGGGGAUUUAAAACUGUGUAGGAACCCAAUAGGUUAACUAGCUUUUCUAUACCGCCAGACUGAAACAGCUCCAGGUGGACAAAGGGAUUUUCUGUUGCUCCAAACUUAAUACAUAGAUAUUGUAAUAAUUUGUUUUUGCACAGCAUCAAACCAUUUCAAUAAUAUGAGUGCCUUUUACAUUUGUUGUGGGGAUUCAGUCAAAGUGGGAGCAUCGGGGGUCAGGAAGCAGCUUCAAAGGUCUGCAGCUUCUGCCUGAAAGUUGGUUUGGCUUUAGACAGAAGGAGGUCAUUUGUCCAGGGUUUCUUAACAGUUUUCCAAACGACCUGAGGUUCUUACAGUCAUAAGUGAGCACAUUUGAACCCUAGAGCCAACUUAUCACAUGUUUUCAUGCCAGAGAUGCUUCCUAUCUUCAGGAUGUCUGAGUGGACCUUUCAGUGAAAGUAUCCUCAGUGCUUUAAAGGUGUAAACCAAACAUUAUGAGCAAAAAGUCUUUUUUUGUUUUUUUUUAUCUUAGUUUGAAUUAUAUGUUUGUUAUCUGAAAUUAUGUGAAUGUAUUUUUCUAAAUCUACGUACUGCAAUAAAAGUUUAUAUUUAUAAAAACAUAAAA